UCUGAGCAGUUGUUGUCCGUUAGGAUCUUCUUGAAGCUGCACACGCUACUCCCAAAAUGGCUUCAAUCGCCACCUUUGCCGCCCUCCAUCCCACCAUCGCCGGCUGCUCGCUUGCCGGUACUAAGCUCCAUCUCAAACCUUCUCGUGUCAGCUCCAAGCCCACUAACUACAGGGCUGCUGCAGUGGUUGCCAAAUAUGGUGACAAGAGUGUGUACUUUGAUUUGGAGGAUAUCGGCAACACGACGGGACAAUGGGACUUGUAUGGAUCUGAUGCACCUUCACCAUACAAUCCCCUUCAGAGCAAGUUCUUCGAGACUUUUGCUGCUCCAUUCACCAAGAGAGGUCUAUUGCUCAAAUUCUUGAUAUUGGGAGGCGGCUCAACUCUUGCCUACGUCAGCUCCCAAGCAACCGGAGAUGUUCUACCAAUUGUCAAGGGUCCUCAACUUCCACCGAAGCCGGGGCCUCGUGGCAAAAUCUAAUUUCUUGGAGUUUAUGUGUUUCCAUACGUUAACUGUGUUUGAUGUAUCAUUCCGACAGCCUUGUAAGUAUAACCUAUCCUUCUUGUGACACUGUAAUAAUUACCACGUCUUCAAUCAGAAGUUUAUUUUGGGCUCGUUGCUGUUUGGUGGACUAA
Sesamum indicum (sesame) is the source of this 634-nucleotide messenger RNA. RefSeq names its product photosystem I reaction center subunit VI, chloroplastic. Gene Ontology annotation, biological process: photosynthesis. The record is from RefSeq and is a predicted model, not a curated record. Gene Ontology annotation, cellular component: photosystem I reaction center; chloroplast thylakoid membrane; photosystem I. NCBI's taxonomy places the organism in Eukaryota, Viridiplantae, Streptophyta, Magnoliopsida, Lamiales, Pedaliaceae.